CAGGAAGCGUGACCUCAUUCUGCCUCGGUGCCGCUGAUUGCAUGGGCUGUUUUCAAAAGGAAACAGGGGACUUCAUAGACCUGCCUUUCCGAAGACCCAGCGCUAAUCUCUUCCAGGAAGCUGCAGAAGGAGCACCCUCCACUUCACGUCUCAGAGGCUCUCGUCUUGGUGAUGAGAAACUUUUCUGUGUGCAUGUGUUAAUAGUGAAAUGGAUUUUCCAGAUGAUCUAUAUUACCUGUAAUCCCAGGGUGUAUGAAACAGUCCUUUUCAAGAUGUAUGGAACAUCACAUGUUGCAUCGACACCAGGAGCAACUUCUUUUAUGAUCUUUUUGAUAUGCACAAGGUACCUGUCAGUGAAGACUUGUCAACUGUUUGAGCUGUCAGUGGAUAUGAUAAGGAUUCCUUCUUACUUGGCUUUUGCCUCUGCAGGUUCAACAGCUUUUAAUGGAGAACACAGAUGCAGCUUCUCACAACGUAUUUUUCCAAGCGAUGCUUGUGCCUUUUUGGACGAUGACCCUGCCUACGAGUGUUGUUCUGCAAAUCCUCUGACAGGCUCCCUUUCCCCAUGUCGCCGCAGCCGGCGACUGCUUUCUAAUGGUUAUUACAUUUUGACAGAAGACAGUUUUCUGUCUGAUGAAGAGGGCAACAUAACACUGACACCAUCCCAGACAAGUGUUACAUAUAAAGAGAAUUUAGUUCGCGUAUUCAGGCGAAGGAAGAAAAUCCGUCGCUCUCUUGCCAGCUUGUUCAAUCUUGGUGCCUCCACUUCAUGGCUCAGCAGCACCGUCCUCAACAAUAUGGAUUCCUCCCAUGUAGAUGAUCCUUGGCCUGAUGGAUGCGAUAAACUAGAAGCCAAUCAGAGUGAUAUUGGCGAUUCAGACUUUUCUUCUGAAUAUAAUAGCCAUGUGCCACAAAGGCAAACUCCAUCAUCUAAUGGAGCCUCUCUCACCAAAGACGACGAGUUUCUUCAGCCAGAGAAACGAUUUUGUGCUUCAAAAUCCUGCUCUCCACUUACGAUAAAUGCAAAUAAAGAGACUUUGAGCAAUGCGGAAUCCAGGACAGUGCGAAAUGUCCUUUCUCAGAUGGUUGCACUGAUGACGUGUUUAACCAUUUCAAUAUGCACAAGAUAUUUUCUGGGAGGAUUGUCUGCCACUUUGUUGCUGAUAAUUUUAGUUUUUCUUUUGUCCCAAGAUGCUGCUGUGUCAUCUUUCUUCAGUCUUUACACAUCUUUCAAAACAACUAAGUUUUGGAAAUAGUUGGAAAGAAAGAAUAAUUGCUCUUCAGCAUCAAACUACUGGAUACCUCCUUAUGGCCAUCAUUACACAUGUGCCUGUGGAAAAAAAUAACAGCAGUGUUAGUAAUCUUCCUUCAAAAUACAAUUCAUUUUAGCUUUAUUUUUAUUCUGGUCAAACUGUGAGUGAGGCCAUACUUCUCGGUAAGUAUCUGAAAGCAGUUGUGUGGAACAAUUGCUGUACCUCUAGUCUGUCAAUGAAGUCCUAUGUAGGCAUGGGGUCCUACAAGCAUUUUGAUAACAAACUGAUGGUAAAAAGUGUUUUGUAAUCCCCACUAAAUCAGUUUUUUAUAAAAAACUCAAUGUCUUCCCAUACUUUAGAUAUUAAUUUCUUGUAACAACAUGCUGUCAAAGAUAAUGGAUUUGGAUAGUGGCUGAGUACUUGUGGCAACGUAUUUCAGAAGCUUUACUGUAUCACUUGUGUGCACUGCCUUUUGGCCUUUAUGCUGAGCAUUAAGAAAAGAGAAAAAACGAAGACAGAAAUAUUAGUGGAAGGGAAGCACUCUUCAGAAAACCAGGAAUCAGGAUGUGGGGAAGCAAUGACAAAUCUGAAGUACCUGGAUUCAUGUACAAAAGUACAAUACCUGCAGGUAUUAAUUUUACUUUGGAAACAGUGAGCCCUAUUUUUCAGCUUGGAUCUUUGCUACAACAGAGACUAAACUACACAUAAAACCUGUGGGUAACCACAAACUGUUAUCUUGUGACUCCAAGCUUUUAAUAAUCUGCUUCUUAAAAUAUCUCCCUGUAUGCCAGUUUAGCUAGGACAGCAUGGAUUUCAUCUUCCCAUGCAACAAAAUGAUGAUAAUGUGCGAGGAUGGUAUUGCCCACCAAAUCAUUCUAUAACUACUGCUGCUUCUAUUCUGCUUGUCCCCUGGUGUUGCUAAAAGCAAUGCUAGCACAGCCCCAGCUGGUAAAUCAGACAUGAAAUGCUGCCUGUGGAAGGGCUACGUCUGCGGAUGGAGUACAAUCAGGCUGGUAGGCAUAAUGACAGGGAUUUGAAAACUGCAGCAAAAGCGCACAAAUGAAAGGUUCUGGUGGAAGAAAGAAUCAACAAAACUGAAACACCACUGUCUGUCCAACUCUGUGUCUAAGCUAAGCUCAAGCAGGUUAUAGCUGUAUUUCUAGCUUCAAAAAUCCUAACAAGUGAUGCAAUGAGGAAAAGGGUACUUGAAAUUAAGUUAAAAUGUACAUUUCUCUUUCAAAGGGUAAACAUACGCCAGUUGUAUUUUGAAGAUAAGCAUCAAUAGCUCAGCAUUAAGAGCUCAAAGAGGGAAAUGUCGCCCAAAUUCCCAAUUUUGCAUAAAAAUUUACUUUUGCCCAGUGCAUUAAAUUGACUUAGAUGAAGACAGACCAUCUGAUGUAACAAGACCAGGUUUUAUAGUUUCAAUAAAUGGUGACAAUAGAAUGUUCUUCUUCAUAAAAUUGAUGUAUUAUGUAACUAUAAUAGUAGUUAUAAUACUCAUCCUCAUAUAUACUUGUAGCUAAUACACUUGAAUAAUUUUGUCAGUAUUAAAUAAUUCUGCUUCUAUUUGCUUUAACUAUGGCGACAACUGAGAGUAAAUACCAUUGUGUAAUACGUAUAAAUAUUUUGUGUUACCUACUUCAUUGCAAGUUAUAACAGGUCCUUUACUAAAUGCACUAACUAAAGGAUUAUAAAAAUCUUUAGUGUUAAAUAAUCUCCUGGAAGAAUAAUUUGGAAAAUGAAAUCCUAUACUGAGAGAGAAGUCUAAGACUGCAAUUACCCUGCAGUCAUCAAAGCGAUUAUGGUGAAAACUAGAAAAACCUGAGUUCAUUGUAAACUAGUUAGUUCACAGUAAACUAGUGAAGAAAACGUUGAUCCAGCUUGCCAAAAAUUUUGUCUAAAAUGAAUUGCUAUAAUCUGUCUGAAUAAAUAUAAACUGUAAAUUCAAAUUGUUCUGAUCUGGAGAGGGGGAAGUUCUGGGACAAUUUGACAAUUGGAGUUCAAGGGCUAAAAAUAAGAUGCUUGGGAUCUGUUAAGAUCUGCCUUCUGUGAUAUUCAUUAAUGUUGAAUUAACAAAGUUCUAUUCAGGUACCAGACUGGUUGGCUUUGGCAGUUGCCUUCCAUAUAUUCCAAUGGACAUAAAAGCAAACCUUGUAUUGUUUCUCUGAAAAGAGGCACAAUAGUAUGUUCGAUUCUGUUGGAUGAAAAAUUGAAGUCAGAAUCUGUCUGAUGAAAAACUGAAGAAAACACAUUCUAACCUAAAUGUUUAAAUCCAGCCAUUCAGAGGUAAUUAGCCUUUGCAGCUUCUGUUAACUAGAGUGUCAAGCCUAGGAUAAUUGUGAAAUGUAAGUGUAGCAAAGUAAAACCACUUGUUGAUUAAUGAUUAACUGACACAUCUACAAACAGAGAGGACAACAGAAUCACUGUCCCCAGUGAUUAAACUCUUACUCCAGUUUAAUAUAGCACCUUAUUUAGAAAAAGAGAAUCAAAGAAGAAUUUCAAGGUACAGAUUUAUAAGCCCCUGUGCAUUAUCUCAAACCUUUCGUUAAUUUUUUUUUUUUAUCAUUACACCUUGUCUUAUACUCUCUUAUUUCUUGCUGUGUUCAGCUGAAUUUCAGGGUCAUUCUUGAGAAUAUAUCACACAGUGCUUAAUAGUGUGAAUGUUUGUGUUGAAGGGAACAGUAGUAAGCAUGACGAUAAUAUUUAUGGCAUCCCUUAGCUUAUAAUGUUCCUAGUCUGUGAGCAAGUCUGUUUUGUAUUUAUCCUGAAAGCAUUACUCAUGGAAGUCAAACCAUAAAAGAUUAACAUUUUUUAGUUCAAUGCUAUGGAGUAAACCACACUGGUACAGAAUACAGGUGUGGUCAUUUAGUCCAGUUCUGCAGAAUCUGCUACUUGGUGUAUUUUUUUGUAAAUUAGCUGCAGUGUUUUGUAAACAUCUUUGUGUAUUUUAAUAUACACUGAGCAAAACUCCUUAUAUUUUAAUAUUUUAUAUUAUACCUUAUGUACAGUUUUUCAUGCUGCUUUUUUUCCGCCCUAAUUAUCCCUGACAUUUACAUAUCAGUAAAGUUGUUCCUGUUUGCAUUUCUUCCUGUAUUUAAGGGUGUUGCCAAUAAUGAAGUUGAUUAUUGGGAAUUACGUACAUUCCAAUGAAUUUGUUAUUUGUGAGCUUAUGUCCUCCUCGUUGGGAGAGGAUUUAUUGGUACUUUGGAGUGAACGUGAAAGCCUCAUUUUGUUACAGUUACUAAGUAACUGUUACCGCCACAGAAUUUAAUAAUAAUAAUAAUGAUAGUAACAACAACAACAAAACCAAUAAUAACAAUUUAAUAGGAAAUAAAUAGAAAGACAUUGGUUCAGACUCUGAGUGGGUAUCGAUCAGCUGAUUUCCACCAGCUAAGACUCUGACCUGCAGCAUUUUAACAGCUAAGAUUUGUCCAUGGACAUCAAUAUGCUAGGGCUGUAGCACCUUACCUGAGUAUAUACUGAUGGAGUGAACACAUAUUCAAAAUACUUCUGAUGCACUGUAAUAACAAUGCUAUAAAGCUUAUUUUUGUCAUGACAUAGAAAUACAUUUUAUAUUGCAUUGUUUUACACAUUUAACAAAUAAACUCACAGUGUAUUAAAGCAGUAAAGUAAACAUCUUCAGGGAAGGCAUUCCAGAUGGGACCCUUUUUCUUCUUUCUCAACUCCAUUCUCCUGUUUGUAAUGUGGCUUAUUACAUUAUCUCUGUCAUGUACACUGAUUGCUUCAUUCUAAGAAUUCGGGUUUGUGCUGCUUGAAGCUCUUAGUACAUAAUUUGAGUGAAAAAUAACUGCAUGAAAAUAAUGAACACAAUAAGGUCAAUGUGUAUAUAUCUAUAAAAUUUAGAAUUACAUUUUAAAAUAAAUUAAUGAAAAAGUCUCUUGAGAAGUUGUACAACACUGUACUUGCAGGUUACAUCAAAUUUUGUAUAUGUAUAUUGUGUUGCUGUUGUAAAGGCUGCAAACAUUUUGUUGCAUGAAGCAUAUUGUAAGAGCAGCUCACACAUAGGCCUCCAUGCUGCAAGCAUGUGUGUAUGUGCUGGAUUUAUGAAUUAUCGUUCUUUCGCUUUUUACACAGCAGAAAAUUCUUCUAAGUGUGUAAAAACUAAAAAUCUGCUAAGAAUAAAAACAUUUGGGCUUAUCUGAA
Messenger RNA from Aquila chrysaetos chrysaetos, 5417 nucleotides. It is a transcript of the gene TMEM71, whose product is annotated as transmembrane protein 71. The record is from RefSeq and is a predicted model, not a curated record. The transcript is spliced from 11 exons. NCBI's taxonomy places the organism in Eukaryota, Metazoa, Chordata, Aves, Accipitriformes, Accipitridae. The coding region runs from base 42 to 1256 and encodes 404 amino acids.